ACCGUGUCCCUUACCUAACUCAAUAAAAACCCUAAUAACAUAUUGGCGACGCCGAAAGAAGCCAAAACCUGAAACUGAAAACGGUCAAAAAGCGCGCUUACCUGCGAGCAUGUGUCUUCUGUGCUUGUGCGUGGUCAAUACUGUGUGACUCUGCCUCUAACUGCAACUCAUGGAGAAGAGAGACUCACAAACGACGUCGUUUGCCUCGCUUGCAUCUGAGCAGAGAGGCGCCGGCGGCAAGUUGAGGAAACCGCCGUCGCGUAGGCCACUGGCCACUCCCUAUGCUCGCCCGCCGCAGAACCAGGAGCAGCGCGGCCGUUGGCUCUCUAAGCUCGUGGAUCCUGCUUUCCGUCUUAUCGCUGGCGGCGCCAAUCUAAUCUUCCCUUCGUUCUUCUCGAAAUCGCCAUCCGUCAAUGCGCUACCUUUUCCUAGCGCCGGAUACGGUUCACAAGACUUGCACACGGAGGUGGAACAAAAUGCUAGUGGUGAUGAUGUCAAUUUCGCUUGGAAUCAUGUGGAAUCAAAAGCAACUGGAGUAGCUGGUAGUAGCCAUGUAGUGGAUAGAUCAAAUAGCGACUCAGACUUUAAUGGGCUCAAACAAAACCAAAAAGUUGACGUUUCUGAUCCUAAUGGGUUAUCUGAACUUGAGCAACUAAUGAAAGAUAAAAAAUUUUCUAGGGAUGAAGUUAACCGUUUAAUAGAGAUAAUAAAUUCAAGGGCUAUUGAUCCUCCAGAGGUUGAGCGAGAAAGUAAAUCUAUAAGCCUCACUGUGGGAGAUCUUAGAAGGUCUACGGUUGCCCUUGGGUUUUCAGGGAAGUCAGCUGAAGAAAAGCAAGAAGAUUUGAAUAGAGCUAUUGGAGGAACCUCAAAAAUUAGAGAAAGGAAAUACUCAAAUACAAUUUCAGUAGAUUCUCGAGAGCCUGCAAAUGCCCUUGAAAAUUCAAGGCAUAUUGAAGAAAAGCAUGAAGAAUUGGAUAGAUCUCCUCUUCUCCAGCUGAAAGCACAACUACAGGAUGAUGUUGGUACUUCACCAAUGGAAAUUGCGAGAGCAUAUAUGGAAAAUCGAACGUCAGAAGUAGGCUAUGGUACUCACAGCUUAGUUUCAAAAGAUGAAGGGACAAUACCAAGCAGUGAAGAACUUGUACUAAAACCCUUCUUGCCAUCACCUGUCCCCAAAUCAUCUCCUUGCUGGCCAGGUGCCCUGGUGCAGGACCAGCGUGGCUAUAUGACCCCACAGAGUCAAAGAGGGAGAAUUGGGCUUCAUAAUUUCCCCCGAACACCUUAUUCUAGAACUAUUUAUUCAAAGUCUAAGUCCAAGUUGAUUCCAUUACAGGGCAAUAGUGAUAGAAACCCAAAAACGAUAGCUACUCCCUUUCAGCAGGCGCAAAAUCCAUUUGGACAGAUAAAUUCAAGGGGAAAUGCUUUCAAUGAUGGCCAUGGAUCUGUGGGCCCCAUCCGGAGAUUACGGAAUAAAGUCAUUGCAGAAACUCCUAGAGGAUCUGCUUAUUUUAACAGUCCUCAGGUGGAAAACUUCAGUAUUUCAGAAAGCUUAUUUUCAACACCAAAGAUAAAUUUUGAAAAUGGAGGAACAGUUAGCUCUGUAAAAUUUCAGUCUGCAAGCAGUAAGCCACAAAGCUCUGAAGUCAGUGUCCCAACUGUUCCUCCACAUUCUAGUCUGGUAGCCCGGAAAAUAUUAGAGCACCUUGAGAGAAAUCCACCCACCCCUAAAGAUAAGUCUGCUGAGUUGAGGUUAGCCACUUCAUGGAAGAAAGGUCAGUCCUCUGAUCUAGCAACUAUCAUGCCCAGCAAACUUAACAGCCCAACUCAAUUAGGAGGUUUGAAUUCUUCUGAAAAAUCAAUUCAACUUCAUAAAAAUAAUCCUUUGGAGCCUGUUAAUGGGGUCACUGGUGAUGCAAAUAAUGACACUUCAGCUUCAAAAAUGAAAGUUGGUACAGCUUCAAAAGAUGGUGAUUAUGCAGCGCAUUCACAAGAUUUUAGAAAACUCUGGGAUUCCCAACAAAUGACUGUGCAUGAGGAUGUUUCAAAUUCAAAGGUUCUGCCAAAUGCUGCUGGUUCUGAGGUUUUCGGUUUACAUAAAAAGCUUCCACCUCAAUCUUCCGGUACAAAACCAGUGCUGCCUUCUAUCAACGUUGAUAAGCCUAACCAAAGGUGGACAUUUUCCUCUGAUAAUAGCUCAGGAUUUACUUUCCCAGUUUCUGCAUCUUCUGGGGUAUCAUCUGAGCCGCCGACACCUUCUAUCAUGCCAUUAUCCUCAUCCAUUGAUCUGCAUCAACAGAAUGAUGGAUCAUCAAUCCCUUCAUACAAUUUUGGCACGAAGAGGUCUACUCCAGCCCUUGUUUUUUCUUUCCCUUCAACAAGCAGCGUCCCCGUACCUGAUGACGUAUCUGACUUGAAGUUCAACUUCGGAUCAGAAAAGACGCCGAGGAUAUCUUUCAGUUCUAUAGGCCAAGGUGCCAUAUGUUACUGAGUGUAAGGAUUGUUCAAGGAUAUUCAUUUCUUUUCCUAUUCCAGUUUUACUCUUUAUUCCAAUUGGACUAUGUUGAAUAUUCAGUUUAUAUGAAGUCAAUUAGUUGUA
Molecule: messenger RNA, 2596 nt
Organism: Manihot esculenta (cassava)
Lineage: Eukaryota; Viridiplantae; Streptophyta; Magnoliopsida; Malpighiales; Euphorbiaceae
Product: nuclear pore complex protein NUP1
Exons: 8
Coding region: 170-2488 (772 amino acids)
Biological process (GO): nuclear membrane organization
Cellular component (GO): nuclear envelope
Source: RefSeq, a predicted model, not a curated record